Molecule: messenger RNA, 1734 nt
Organism: Cetraspora pellucida
Lineage: Eukaryota; Fungi; Glomeromycota; Glomeromycetes; Diversisporales; Gigasporaceae
Source: the annotation of a GenBank genome assembly
AUGCUGAAACUCAUUGAUAAAGAAGGCUAUGAUUUUAACGAAAACCAGAAAUUUUUAACUGCGGGGAAAAAAUUAAGACGUUAUAGUAUGAGUACGAAAGAGAAAUUUAUCAGACUGUGCCUAGAACUGUUGACAGCUGCUGUAGGCAUUACACCACUGAUGCUAUUAUAUAACGCUGCACAAGGUGGUUUCUCAGAUCAAUUAUAUGGAUUUCGACAGGUUGAUGGAUUCAUGCUCCAAAUUUGGCAGUAUGGAUUGCUAGCAAUGAGUACAAUUUGCAUAUUGGCUGCAAUGAGAGUAAUUCAAAGUGUCAAAGAGACAUAUUUGCGAUGGCGCGUUGCACAUUCAUUCAGGAUAAUUGAACUAGACGCACAUCUAUCUCAAUCGAUAGGUCCCUCAAGUUUGAAACUAAGUAAGAUAGCUUGGAUUACUGCCAUUGUGAUGGUUGUCCUCGGUGGUGCUGUCAGUGCUCUACAUAAUACUGCAUUUACAAUUCAUAAAGGACAAUUAAUAACAGACACAUUUGCACAUACAAAGGUCAGUCCUGCAAGUGGAGGUUUGAGACUACUGUCUUCCCUUCAAUUUCAGGUCAACUGCAGCUCAUACAGAAUAGGUACUCUAGUUCGGAAAUUAAAUACGUGUCCAUUUGGAUUGACCCCUGAAGGCAUGAUGGACUACUUGGCUAACAGUCAAGUAGCUAAUGAUACUGGCAUGAGAGAAUACGAAGGGAUGGUUUUUUCGGAUCAAAAGCCUGUACCUACUAUAGUGGAGAUCAUGAAUGGAACAAUUAAUGCCACUGCUACUUAUUCAAAUGUACCUUUAUUCGAUUAUACCGUUGAUUGUUCAAUAGAAUCUAAUCAAACAUUAGGACAGCAAGUGACUUUAAUUCAGCCUGGAAAAGGAGAAAAUGGUAUUCCUGGUAUAUUCUAUGUGGAGGCCAAUGAUACGAAAUUCCCCGAUAAAUUUAUAUUCUACUCUGUUGCUGCAUGGGGAUUUGAUAACAUAGUUGGCAUGGCAUCAUUUUCCUAUGGAAAUGGUACAGGUAAGAUCGUUUUUCCGACAACCAAAAAUCAGCUAAACAGGACUGUAUGCGGUGUGAAGUAUACACAACAACAAGGGGACGUGUAUAUAGACUUUUCACGUAAAAAUGCAACUGUUACAAACACUACAACUGUGACUCCUAACAAAGGACAGCUAGAAAUAGCUGAUUAUACAAUCCUAUCUUUACAACAUUUGUCAAUGGUUGUAUCUCAACUUUACCGGAGUCCGUUUGACGAAUUUCUUGGAAACAAUACUGAUGGGAAGUUUUCAACAGAAUUUCUUGCCAUGCAAAUUAAAUUAUUAUUGCGAAAAGGUCAUUAUCUUAUUAAUACCGGAUUUGGCACUACUAAACCUAUUGAAGGCACAUUUACUACCAUUGUUAAUCAGUUCAAUGAUAUUAAGUUAAUUAGAUUAGUUCUAUUUAUACAAAUAAUGAUUCAUGUAAUAGGUGUUAUUGUUAUAUUAUUUAGUUUUUGUACACCUAUUAUAGCAGCUGAAGUCUAUUCUGCUUCAACUUGGUGGGCAUUUGGAGCCCAUGCGGCAAGUAAACCUGUAGAUGGGUGUACUGGUAUUAUGUCUAAAGAACAUCGGAAUAGAAGAUUAGCCCUACGUGAGACAGGGGAAGGACACCUUCAAAUGACUAUUCCGACAGAUGGAAACGUACCAUCAGAGGAAUGCAAAUAUGCAGGCUAG